CCCCUGGGUGAAUCCACCGUCACCAUGUCUGACCAGGAGGCAAAACCUUCAACUGAGGACUUAGGAGAUAAGAAAGAAGGAGAAUACAUUAAACUCAAAGUUAUUGGACAGGACAGCAGUGAGAUCCAUUUCAAAGUGAAAAUGACAACACAUCUCAAGAAGCUCAAAGAAUCGUACUGUCAAAGACAGGGAGUUCCAAUGAAUUCACUCAGGUUUCUCUUUGAAGGUCAGAGAAUUGCUGAUAAUCAUACUCCAAAAGAACUGAAAAUGGAGGAAGAAGACGUGAUUGAAGUUUAUCAGGAACAAGCAGGGGGGGGGUCACUCGACGUCUCUGCCAACUAUUGA
This is a messenger RNA of Rattus rattus (black rat), 345 nucleotides long. RefSeq names its product small ubiquitin-related modifier 1-like. Gene Ontology annotation, cellular component: PML body; nucleus. The record is from RefSeq and is a predicted model, not a curated record. Gene Ontology annotation, molecular function: protein tag activity; ubiquitin-like protein ligase binding. Gene Ontology annotation, biological process: protein sumoylation. The transcript has 2 exons. Bases 25 to 345 code for a protein of 106 amino acids. Lineage: Eukaryota; Metazoa; Chordata; Mammalia; Rodentia; Muridae.